ACGCGCAGAGAGGCGCAGGAGCUCCAGACGCGCUCUCCAGACGCGAGAGGAGGACGCGGCAGUCCGCUGAGCUUCAAAAGCGGCCAGACAGGCGAGGAGCACUUUGUUUGUUAUCGAGAGCUUUUUAGAAGAGCGUGAGGCGGAAUAAGGCGACGCUGAUAUUCCUGGAGCGUUUCGCGUGCGCAACUGCAGCACGGCAACUUCAGAAACAUCAAGCAGCACAAGUUCUCCAAAAUCUGAGCACCAUGGCAUCGGUCCCCAGCAGCCAAGUCAAAUGCAAGUUCAAGAGGAGGAGGAGGAGAAGGUCUAAGCGAAAAGAGAAAAUGAACAUGUUGUCUGCACGGAUCACCCCCUUCAAGUACAUGAGCCCAGCAGCCAAUUGCACAGAAGAUGAGGACACAUUGAGCACCAGUAGUGCUGAGGUCAAGGAGAACCGUAACACAGGAAAUUUGGAAGAUUGUGCCAUUGUUCCGUCAGACUGCCAAACACUCUUCCUGUCUGAUUCCCCCAGGGACGGGAUGUCUGGCCUCAAGCGAAAGCGACCUUUGGAGGAGGACAAUAACGGACAUUUGUGCAAAUUGCGUCUGUUCUGCAAGAAACUGGCAUGGUCUGAUGCACCAAAGAAUGCUCUGGUCCAGUUAAACGAGCUGAGACCGGGUCUACAAUACCGGAUGGUCUCUCAGACAGGACCGGUGCAUGCACCUCUCUUUUCCAUCGCUGUGGAAGUCAACGGACUCACUUUCGAGGGCACCGGGCCUACCAAGAAAAAGGCUAAGAUGAAGGCAGCUGAGAUGGCUCUCAAGUCAUUCAUCCAGUUUCCCAAUGCCCCGCAAGCACACUUGGCCAUGGGCGGACGGAACAACCCCACGGCCGACUUCACAUCGGACCAGGCCGACUUCCCAGAAACACUGUUCAAAGGCUUCGAGCCUGAUGGCUGUCGCUCUGCCGAGAGCGAGUUGCUGUCUAGCGCCCUCCGUUUGCGCCACACGUUGGACUUGAUGGUUGUGCAGGCUAGGCAAGGAGAUCCUUGCCCUUCUCCACCUCAGUAUCCCACCACCCAGCCCAGCCCGGUCGUCCUGCUCAAUGACUUGCGCCCCGGCUUACGUUACGCCUGCCUGUCGGAGCAUGUCCAAGGCAAACGGGCACACCGCAGCUUCAUCAUGGCCGUUAGAGUGGAUGGCAGGAUAUUCGAGGGCUCGGGUCGCAGUAAGAAGCAGGCGAAGAGGCAGGCGGCAAUGUGUGCCCUACAGGCGCUCUUCAACUUCAGGCUGCCACCUGAGGCGAGAGCGGGACACUGGCCCAGUAGGAUCAAAUGCCCUCAUUUGCCCCAGGAGUUUGCAGAUGCAAUAUUCCACCUGGUGCGAGAAAAGUACGUGGAGCUGGCCGGCUGCUCCUCACUGCUGCACGCACGUCACAAAGGCCUGGCGGGCAUCGUCAUGACCAGAGGUCUGGAUCUCAGACAGGCCCAAGUGGUGGCGCUAUCGACCGGCACUAAAUGCAUUAAUGGAGAGUAUAUCAGUGACCAGGGUCUGGCGGUCAACGACUGUCACGCUGAAAUCACCACCAGACGAGCCCUGCUGCGGUUCCUGUACUCCCAACUAGAGCUACACCUCAGCAAAAGGAAAGAGGACUGGGAGCAAUCGAUCUUCGUACGGCACAGAGAUUCCUGUUUGAGACUCCGAGAGAACGUCCUCUUCCACAUGUACAUCAGUACGUCGCCCUGCGGGGACGCCCGCGUCAACUCGCCGUAUGAAAUCACCUCCGACUUGCACAGCAACAGACACUUGGUAAAGAAGUUUCACAGCCAUCUUCGGACAAAGAUUGAAUCAGGGGAGGGUACGCUGCCCGUGAAGAGCACCGGUCCCGUCCAGACGUGGGACGGAGUCCUUCAAGGAGAACGUCUCAUCACCAUGUCAUGCACAGACAAGAUUUCCAGGUGGAAUGUGCUCGGGCUGCAGGGGGCGCUACUCAGUCAUUUUGUGGAGCCAGUGUAUCUGUACAGCCUGACGGUGGGCAGCUUGAGACACACGGGUCACUUCUCCAGGAUGAUGAACCACAGGCUAGAGAGAGUCGGACCUCUGCCCACCUGCUACUACCGUAACCAGCCUUUUCUUAGCGGCCUGAGCAACAGUGACUGCAGGCAGCAGGGGAAGUCUGUGUGCUACAGUGUCAAUUGGACGACAGGUGACAUCCAACUGGAGAUGCUCAACGCGUCUACUGGGAAGAGGAGGGACUCCGGGGCUCCAUCUAGACUUUGCAAGCAUGCGCUUUUUGAACGUUGGAUCAGACUCUAUCGCAAGCUGGUGGUCCGUGGGGCGAGUGGUAUGCCGCUGUACUGUGAAGCGAAGCAGGCGGCCGGCACCUACCAGACUGUGAAGCUGCAGUGGUUGAAGGGUCUACAGGAAGCAGGAUUAGGGACCUGGGUCAGAAAACCUCCCGAGCAGGAAAACUUCACUUUGACUGUAUGAGUACUGAAGCUUGUCCUCAUCACCAAAACCACCUUCACCUUGCAACCAGUCGCCACAGAAGCCCUUACUCACCCCAGAGUCAACAACAUCCCACUGCCAAAAAACUUCCACUAGUGGAGAACCUUGUUCUGUCGAACUCUCGCAAAAUGUUGCUACUGAGGUAAAGAUGAGGCAUGGAAGAAUUUUGCGUUAGUGUUUUUUCCCCCCCAAACCAGUAAAGCGCAAACACAAACUUACCUCACAGCCGAUUCUGUUGACUUCAUUGGUCAUGCCAGUCACAAUGCCGAAUACGUACCCCUAUCCUUAACCUGAGUCCCCUCACAUUUGAAGCACAUCCCCAUAGAUAGGGUUAGUUUGUUGCAAUUAAAUCCCUUCCAAAAGUCUGGAUUUUUAGUCAGGUUGACUUUGUGAUCGAGUUGACCAAUGACUGAGGGAAGGGACUUGCGCUUAACUGAUAUAGAAGAAAAAUCACUUGUACGAUUCAAUUAAUGUUGACAUUAAACUACAUGAAAGGUCCUAUACUCAUCCUCCACACUUGAUUAAAACAUAGAACCAUAAUGUACCUCCUUGUUCUAGCUAGUCAAAAUUAUUUUUUUUUGCUAUGCAAAGCUAGUAGGCUAAGCUAAGAACAAAUACACCAAAAAAUUAGUUUCAAGCAUUUCUAAUCCGGAUCAGAAUUGAUGGAAUUGCUUUGGUGUCCAAAGGGGACAGGAUCUUGCAGGUCAUUGAAAAAUCCUGUUUAAAACUGCAAUACUUGGAUGACAUAAUUAAAUAGUUGUACACAAAAUAUUGAUUUGAGUUUUAAUAUUUUAUUAGCUCACCAGACGCAAAGCUUCCAUGAAGAAAAACCAUUCCCAGUAAGCACACAGUGCUGACUUCAGUUACCCGGCUGAGCCUGUGUUAUCAGCUUUUACCAGUUGUUAUUGGGGGAUAAAAUACUGCUGGAUGCAGCGAUUGAUCAAUUAUUCCACAGAGCCAUAUUAAUAAACCAUAACAUUCUUGUAAUGAGUUCCAGGAGCUUCUAGAAUACCUUAAGGCCCAAUCCCAUUUCUAAUUGAUAACCCUACGCCUAACCCUUCUCAUUGUCCCUUGAAACAGAGUGUGAAGGGGUAGGGCUGAAAAUAUUCCCCUAAGAAAUGGGACACCACUACUACACUGUUACAUGUCAUCAUACAUCGCCGCCAUGUUAAAGAAAAUUCACGGUUUACACAAACUCAGAUGUGUGGUAAAAGAUAAGUUACCUGCCACUGGACUAGUAUUUAUGUUGUCAAAACAGUGAGUAUCAAUAAAAUAUGUUGUGGAACAGUCAAUAACAUUAGCGAACUGUUAUCAUAGCGAUUUUUUGCAAACCUUUCUUCUGAGAAAAUAACUGUACAUACGAACACAAAAUUGAAUGUAACAUAUAAAAAUGACUUACUUUUAUGGGUCUCUCUGCUUGCUAUGGCAGCCAUAUUGCCAUAUGCGGGGAAAUUUAUCAUACCCUUUCAUUUAAAGUUAGGUCCUCAAAAAUCUUCGUUUGAAGGGUUAUCUGGCCCUUCCCCCUACCCCUAUCCCCUCCGGCCAAAAGAGGAUUGAGACAAACGAAAUGAAGAAGUGGAAGGCGAAAGGGUAAAGGGUAGAAUUGGGAUUGGGCUGUAAGGCGUUCGCACACCGGACGAGAAGCGUCGCGUCACGUCGCGCCACACGUAGAACAACUCGAGGUAUCGCACACCGGACGGGCACAUACUCGCACAUUCAAUUUCGCAGCAAGAUGGGUGAGUUUUAGCUUCAUCUAUUAUUAUUAUUUUAAAUAUAUGAUUUUAAUUGAUAAAAGCUUAAUUGACAGGCAAAUGUUACAAUACUUUAAUAUUUCGCUUAUGUAAAAAUGUCUCAAGAGAAAAAUUAAAUUUUAAAAGUACUACGUUUAUUAUAUAUUUAAUUAUAUAUGUUUACAUUUUAAUUAAGCUGUACAACUAAUACAAGUAGUAUUUUGCAGCAGUGGUAUCUUGGUGUAAUGUAUGAACGAUUUAAAACAAAUAUGAUGUUUUUUUUAAAUAUUAAACUAUGCAGAUGGCGCUCUGUGGCGCGGCAGAAAUUUGAACAGCGUUCUGAGUCGUAGCUGGGCGCCACGGACAGACGCCGAAUGGCGCCGCCGGUGUGUGUACACUCAUAGAGAAUAAUGUGUUCGAACUUUAAAGAUGUGGCGCGACGCGGCACUGUGCUUCUCGUCCGGUGUGCGACCCCCUUUAGUGUGAAGAUAAAUCAUAUAAAAUAUGCUUGUCCUGUUGUGUAACACACCCAAGAUAAGAUUUUCUCUGAAUCUCCAUUCACUGCACUAGACCAGAAGUUGCAGUGGCCAUUGAGGCUAAAUGCAAAAGUGAUUGUCCAUUAUGACAUGUCAAUUACCGCAAAAUAAUUUUAUCCCACAGAAUAAAAAAAAAAUAAUUGGAAGGUUAGAGUUAGCCUUAUGGGGUGUUUCCUUCUGGGAAACAAUGUAUGUAGCUUUCGCGAGAUGUUUGGCAGAACAAGGGUUACCAGCUAACGGAAUAGACAACAAAGGGGGGAUGUGAGAAACGGGGCGAUUUUCUCACAACACAGCAGAUGGAAAGAUGGUCACCUUUCUCUCUUUCUCACCACUGACGGCUCUGCUGUAGCCGUCAUUCAAAGGUGUGUAUGUGUGUUAACCUUCGCCAAAGUGAAAGGCAGCUGCCGUCUUGUCAUUAUCUGCCCGUUUCCGGAUGGCCUGCCCCUGAAGAGCUCCGACACGCUGUCCAAUUAGAGGUCCUGUCAGAGUGAUGCGUCCCUCGUUUUCCUCUCUCUCCUUUGCCUUUGGUUCAUUGGUACAACUUCAAAAUGGGGGGAAAAAAAGAAGGAACGAAAAAACAGUAGGGGUUGACAUUGCAAUGACAGGUUAAUUCAGCUCCAUUCUGGUUGUGCAGGUUAGGGGUAAUGUAAAUGGUGCCAUUACGACACCCCGGGUCUCUUGCUGUUUUUUUAGCAGGUACAGCUUGCUGCUUUAAUACCUCAAUCCCGCUCACCAGUGACAUGUCAUUUCUCCUCUGGUUUCUCUUUGUGUCAGCGCUGUAUCUUACACAGGGUGUUCUGAGCAGAGACCUGCGUGAAAAGAAAGGGAAAUGUCGGCAGUUUGAUGUAGACACAAAAACGAAAAGAAAAUGGAGUUAAGAGUGCGAGUAGAGAUCCGUGAUUAUGGAGUAAUUCGUAGUUGAUGGAUUCAUUUACAAAGCAAGCACAUGUAUGCUCUUUACCCGAGGUUUGACCAGUGAUUCUCCUGCAUUCGUUUAUUUAAUUUACACAUACAUCUCAUUCGUGUCUUUGAAAAAAUAAAAAAUAGAUUUACACUUUUCUGUGGUGUCAAGCUAUCACUGUUUGUCUGUGAAAGAUGUUUAUUGUUGCACGAUUAUUUUAUUUUAUUGUUGAUUCCUUUCAUUGCAUAGUUCAUUGUUAUUGCAUAAUUUGUUACUGCUUUUGAGUAGAUUAUCACAGCUCAUGUGGUUUUUCAUAAGCUUUCAGUCAGUAUAUAUUUUCAAAUGCCACUUUGUCAACCUUUGCUGAGAUAUCAUGCAUCAUCCCUUUACAAACAGCUCAAGAUGUUACAGGGACACCUAGUGGUGGCAAAUAUAUUUAAAUCUUCCUCUGACCCCUUUAAUGUCUGAUGUCAAGUAUUUAUUCAUUUAUUUAUUUUUUUAAAUAAUGAAUCCAUCCCAGCUUAAAUUAUAUUUUUACUAAUAGAAUAUCAAUGCGAAGAUGGUGAAACUGACCGAUCAAAUGUGACCCAGCGUUACCUACCUUUCUCUUUUUUCUGUGAUCUCGACUUAUUCUAUUCCCCACAAUUUCUAAAAUGUUCAACUUGAUGUUGAAUGGAUUGAUCCCUUUCAUAGUUAUUUCCACCACACUGGCAACCCAGUUAGAAAUGUACGUUAUUGGACUUCUAUGUACUGGUUAUUUAAGUGUUUCACUUUUUAUUUAUUUUUUGCAACAUUCAUUUUAUUGUUCGAGUUGAACAUUUUCUUCAUCACACAGCCCCAGACAAAACUGCAUUAAGUAAUUCAGUUGUAAGGCAUGAUUGAAUGGCAAUAUUGUACUAAUGACUGUACAUUUUGUAAAAAUUUGUAUAAAAAAAAAAAAGAAAAAAAAAGGAAAGGACACUUAAGAGGAUAACCUAAAGAUAUAUCUCAAUUUUAACCCAAAAGCAUAUGCUGCUAAGGUUGUGUACAUUGCACUUGAGUUAUAAGUGAAUGUUUAUGUGAAUAAAGACUAAAAUGUUGUGUUACA
Molecule: messenger RNA, 6740 nt
Organism: Carassius gibelio (silver crucian carp)
Lineage: Eukaryota; Metazoa; Chordata; Actinopteri; Cypriniformes; Cyprinidae
Product: double-stranded RNA-specific editase B2-like
Exons: 10
Coding region: 246-2468 (740 amino acids)
Biological process (GO): RNA processing; adenosine to inosine editing
Cellular component (GO): cytoplasm; nucleolus
Molecular function (GO): tRNA-specific adenosine deaminase activity; double-stranded RNA binding; double-stranded RNA adenosine deaminase activity
Source: RefSeq, a predicted model, not a curated record